GUCAUUUGAGUGAUGCGGUUGCAGAAUUUGAUUUUUCUUUGUGAUCUCCUGGUUAAGGAGUUUGAUAAUUUGGUUUAAUUGUUUCACUUAAAUUACUGAAAAUCUUGACGAUGGCAGCUGAAGGUUCGAGUAGUAGUAGUGCACCAUAUUAUUACAGUGAAUUGGUUCGUAAGGAUUUAAUGUCAUCCAUCAAUAAUACACAACAACCACAACAACAACCUUUACAAUCGCCUCAACAACAAGCUCAACCAUUACAACACCUUCAGCAACAACUCUUACAACAUCAACCCCAGAACCAACAAUUGCAACAACAACAACAACAACAACAACCACAGUCACAGUCACAAACUCUACACCAUCCACAACAAUCAAUCUACCGUGAACCCUUAUACAUGUUGUAUGAUGAUUCUCAUCGAGCUCGGGUGGAAGAAAAUAUUUACGAAGAGGUUGAUUUUAUGACUCUUUCCUCUUUACGUGCUCAAUAUGCUGAUACCUUGAGUCUUCAAAGCUGGAGGAAAAAGGGUAGUAAGAGAACUCUCUCUGGAACAUCUUCUUCAUCCUCAUUUACCCGGUGGUUUUCCACUAGAAAGAAAAAUUCUCCCACCUUGAGUAAUGAAGAGGAAAGUGCUUACAUGGAUGUUAAAUUGUCCAAAAAACAGAGACCACCAAUUUGUUUGCCUGACAUACCGCCCACUGGAUUAAGCCAAGAACAAAUUAAACGUCGUUAUAUUGUUGGUUCCAUUGUAGAUUCUGAAAAUUCCUACAUUAAUUCACUUCAUCGUCUAAUCAAUGAAUUCAAGAAACCCAUGGAAGAAUCAACUCCACCCAUUCUGAGUCAAAAUAAGAUCAAUACAAUUUUUUACCGAGUUGAACAAAUCCUUCAGUGUCAUACAAUUUUUGGCAUUGCCCUGAGUCAAUGUGUCCGUGAAUGGGAUGAGAAGGAGAAAAUUGGUGAUGUUUUUAUUAAUUCAUUUUCCAAAUCAAUGGUACUCGAUAUUUAUUCCGAAUUUAUAAACAAUUUCACCAAUGCAAUGGAAACCGCUAGAAAAGCAUCCAAAUCAAAAUCAGCUUUUGCCCAAUUCUUACAAGGAAAAGCGACCUAUAGUCCUGAUCGUUUAAGCUUUUUUGGUCUAAUGGUUAAACCGGUUCAAAGAUUUCCCCAAUUUAUCCUUCUUCUAGACGAUCUACUUAAACAUACACCCUCCGAUCACCCUGAUCGUAUGUCCCUUCAAUUAGCUCUAACCCAACUUGAAUCCCUUGCUGAUCGGCUAAAUGAACGAAAACGUGACUCUGAAAGGCAUUUCGCUGUUAAACAAUUACUAAAGGAUUAUCUUUCCAAUUCAACAACAACCUCAUCUAAUCGUUACCUUCUCCGAAUGGAUUCUGUUUACGUUCUCGACCUUGACUCCUCCACAGGUCUAGUGUUGAAAACAAAAUGUCGAAAGCUUUACCUUCUCAAUGAUAUGCUUGUGUGUGUUAGUGUCCCUUCAAAUAGGUUAAAAUUUCAAGCAUCACUUCAAGAUGUGGAUGUUAUUGAUGAUGUUAAACCAGCAACCGACAAUCUCAUGGCUAAUUCAGUCUUAAGGACCAAAGAUUCAACGCCAACAUCAACAUCUCCGCAACAUUGUACAAUUGAACGGAUGUAUUGUGAUCUAAACAAUUUAAUGCAUGAUUUAGAAAUGAUGAGUCGGAUUAAAAAUCUCAUCUCAUCUUUACGAUUUGAAUACAAUGGAUUAUCACAUGAAUUGGUUGAACAAUUAUCGCGACAGAUUCACAAUGAGAUACGUCGUAAAGAUAAUCAGAUAACACUGAUUGAUCGUAGUUGUUUCCAAUUACGAAUUAGAUCAAAGAACUUUAAAGAUACCAUUUGCAUUCAAAUGUCCGAUCCAGAGGCAAAGAAAGACUGGCUGACCGAUGUACGUUUAGCAAAAUUAUCCUUAGAUCGUGCCAAUAAUCCAGCCUGGGAUAUCGUCAGUGAAAAUCUAUCCUCCUCCAGUGGCAAUAUCAAUGCAAUAACUCAACAACGAGUUCCUCUGUUUGUUAAGUCACUUCCCAUUUUCGCAACCACUGAAGGUAGUCAAUUAACCUGUGCCCUGUAUUAUAAACUGUACCAAGGUUUACCUGGAUAUGAUGAUACUGGAUCAGGUGUAUUGUGGAUAUGUAAUGUUAAUGAAAAUGGUUCACAACUUGGAGCAUUGGCAACCAAUGAUUCUGAAAUGGCUCUUAUCCAUUCAUAUGAACUUUGUGAUUCUCAUGUUACCUGUCUUGAACUGGUGGCUUCUGAUUUAAUUUGGAUUGGGUUGAAAGAGGGAAGAGUCAUUAUUGUUGACGCAAAUUCACCUGGAGAAUGGCGUCAAAUUGCAGCUCUAGAGAUUCCUGGUGAAGUUUCUUGUAUCAAACAAUUUAACCAGUAUGUUUAUGUUGGCCUUACCUCGGGAGUGCUAACUGUCUAUGAAAUUGAUAGACUUGAAGAUCCAAUUAUUUUAUCUCUUAGUUCAUCUCCGGUUACCUGUUUACUACCUAUUGGUAAAGAUAUUUACGCUUGCUCAUCAACCAAAAUAUGGGUUAUCAAUGGUGCUAAUAUUGAGAAAAGUUACUCUCUAGUUCCUGAAAAUGUUGGUUCCACUGUCUCACUUGACGAUCUAGUUAUUAAAGAGGAACCUAAACCUAAUCUACUAGCUCACUGUGGUAUCGGUUUAUGGGUUAGCCUUCUUAAUUCAUCUAUAAUUAAAUUGUAUCAUACGGAAACUUUUAAACACCUUCAAGAUCUUAAUGUAGCUCCUAAUGUAAAAAGAGUUCUAAAUGAACCUUUAACCAAUGAUAUUCCAAUCCAUGUAACCGCCAUGUUAGCCACUCGAGGGUUACUUUGGAUCGGUACCUCAGUGGGUAUUAUUGUAACCUUAACAUUACCUCGACUUCAAGGAGUUCCUUUAGUUUCUGGAUGUUUAAAUGUCGCACUUCAUCGUCACAUUGGUCCGGUUACCAUUCUACUUAGUCUAACACCCGGAGUAACCCUUUCACCGGUAACCAAUCCCUCAGGUAACCCAAGGGGAGGUGACAAAUCUCAAGGCCAUGGAACAGAUCACCAUUCCAAGCAAGAAGAUGUGGAAUCAAUUUACGGGCUUUAUGCAGAUUUGAUGAAAGUUGGCGAUUACGAUGAAGUUAAAAAACCCUCUGGACAAACAAAUCUUAAUGCAACUCGUAUGACUUGGGAUCUCUCUAAUAUGACAAUUUCAGAUGACUCAACCUCCGAGUCUGCCUCAAGCAGUGCCAUUUACCAGGACAAUCAUCAACGAUCUCAUGGAUCAGCCAAUACAAUACCAUUAACAGCUCAACAAGGUUCAGGCCAUACAUCACCCAAAGAUGUAAAUAAUAUUAAUAAUUUAAUGUUACAAGCAGUAGUUAACCAACAACAACAAUCACAAACCCAACAACCUCAGCUAUUACAACAAAAUCAACCUUUACAACAAUUACAACCUUCACAACUUCAACCUAGCCAACAAUUAACAGCAUUACAACAAUUACAACCCCAAUCCCAACAAUCUGAUCCUCAACAACUACCUCGAAUGGCUGCUAAUUCAUUAUAUGAUUCCAAAAGGUCUAAACCAUCAACUCACGGUUCUGAACCUAACAUGGCUUCUACCUCGUCAACAAUCAAUCAUCGUUCCAACAAUGCCUCAAUUUACGGAACCAAUGGAUCCGUAAAUUCAGUGCAAAGUAAUUCAGUCAAUUUAAAAACCGCUCUUCUCAUGACCGGUGGAAAUGGUUAUAAAAGAGGAUUAAUAGACAAUCCAUACUCAAGCCAACAUGCUCAUUGCAUAAUCUGGGAAUAUAAACUGUGAAAUUUAAAACGUUUCGAUCUUUUUUUUUAUCACCUAAAAUCAUCAAUCGGCGUGAACAAUACAACAAACAUUAAUAUCUCACUUAUUAUCAUCUCUUCUGGUUCGUUUCAUCUUACAAAUGGCAUUUUCUUAUGAAAUUCAGACAACAUUCAAAGGAAAACAAUACAACAACAAAAGAUGCACAAAUGAUUCUUGGAUUAUCUUAAACACCCUCACCAAUACACCAGCACCCACUUGGAUUUACAUGAAACGAUAAUAUUGAGCCAAUAUUUUCUUAUGUUGUUGUAAAGUGUUGAUUAACUUGAACCACUUUAAGAGAGAUGAAAAAAAUGAAGACAAUCCUUCAACGACUCCACCUUAAUUAUUAAUUAUAAUUUUAUUAUUAUUGACCACUUUCAGGUCUCUCUCUCUCUCUCUAUCUCUUUUCAAGUCACUAAUGUCAGAUUACAUAAUGAAAUCGUCAAAUCCACAACAAUCAAGCUUCUCAAUCAACAAACUGUUAACAACAAAGAAAACAAAAACAACUAUUAUGAUGACGACGAUGAAAACGAUAACUUAUUCUUUCCAACAAUUAUCUUUUUUGGCCUACCUUUUCAAGACUUAAAGCUCAUUCUUCUUGUCUCAUCUUUUUUUCGCUGCAUUUAUCAUCCACAUCAUCAUUAAUAUCAUCAUCUUCUUCCUAAAAUCUUCUACUCUUUCACAUAACUGUUCCUUAUUCUCAUCAAUGUCAUAGAGAAAAACAUUAAAUAUUCAACAAAAGACAAUACUGAUUACAUUCUUACACUCGCCAAUCUACAUCCUUAUCACCAUCACAUCACCACCAUCAUCAUCACAAUCAUCAUCAUUGCAAUCAUCAUAUCGUCAGCAUCAUCAUUUGCCAUUUUCAAUCAUCUCAUGCCAAUCAUCUCACCUUCAUCAUUUAUAUAUGAAUAUAAAUUUAUAUCUUCAUAAUGUGUGGAUAAACAACCCAUGAAAACAUUGGAGAUAAUUAAAAAAACUAUGCAUUUGUUAUGUGCAAGAGAAACAAAAACGAACAUGAAACAAUUGAUAUUAAGAGAAGGAGUCAAAACAAAAGGAUUAUCCCCAAUUUCACUAAUCCCAAGCUCUCCCUUUCCGGAAUAUAUUUAUUGAUGUAAUUAAGGAGAUUGAAGAAAUCACAAUUAAAAAGGAGAUAUUGUAUUCCUUUUGAAAAUAUUUAAAUCCACAACAAAUAGGAUGAUGGUAAUGAUGUUUAUCAUGUGAAAAUAUUUUGUUUUUUUUAUUACGUUAUUGAUGCGUUUGAAUCUGAUGGGUUAUAUUGUAAUCUGUUGAAUGAGACAAACACAUAACUUAUCCGACAAUCAACAAAUUGCAACAUUUGAUGUGACCACUGGACACACUCUUCAUUGAGAUGGAAACUCUUAUGUUACUCUGAACCAAAUAACCGAGUCCACUCAGUUGAUGACCAUCAUCAUCAUCAUCAUCAUGGGGAACCAUUGGUUAGAUGGAUGAACCCAAAGAUCAAAGGCCAAGUUAAUUGAUAGAAAUGUAAACCAAAUCAACAAACAACAAUAACCAUUGAAAGUGAAAGGAUAAACGUUUUUCUUUGUCUUGGUCCAGAAGGAGUAAUAAUAGUUAAUUGUUGAAAGAUUGUCAUCAUCAUUUUCUGCUCCGAUUUGCAUUUUCAUCCUCGCGAAAUAUAAAUACUAACUUUUCUCAUCUUUAAUACUGAAUCAUCUUUUUACUCACAUCAUCAGCGAAUUCACAAUUUAUCACUACAAUAACUUUCUAUCUCUCUCUCUCUCUCCACCAUGUUCCAGUGAUUCUUUUCUUUCCCACCACAAUCGAAGCUCAUCCAACACAAUGUCACACAGAAUUGGAAGAAGAUAAUUACAAUUACUAAUAGAAGACAAUGAAUGAUUAUUUUUCAAUUUUUUUCGCAUUAUUUUCAACGCUCAUUCAACUAUAAACAAAGAAAACCACCAACUUUAUGGAAAAGGAAACAAAAGACAUUUAAACAAUCAAAGAAUCGACACAAAAACACCCAAACAAUUUAAAUAUCGAUUUCGAUGAAAAAAGAAACAUGUAAAUCUUUUUCCUUUUCCUGUUUUGAUCCACAAUGUAAAACAUUUAGAAAACAACAAAGACAGAGAGUGAUUAACCCUUUUCUCGUUCUCUUUCUCUAAUUAUGAUUAAACAAUAAACAAUUUGUAAUAAGAAUUAA
Panonychus citri (citrus red mite) is the source of this 6045-nucleotide messenger RNA. Its product is annotated as rho guanine nucleotide exchange factor 10-like. Gene Ontology annotation, biological process: positive regulation of stress fiber assembly; actin cytoskeleton organization. The transcript has 2 exons. Gene Ontology annotation, molecular function: guanyl-nucleotide exchange factor activity; protein binding. Bases 111 to 3842 code for a protein of 1243 amino acids. The record is from RefSeq and is a predicted model, not a curated record. Lineage: Eukaryota; Metazoa; Arthropoda; Arachnida; Trombidiformes; Tetranychidae.